AUGCAGGAGUAUGCUCAAGCAUUUAGGGAUUUAAUUUUUCGUGCAAAACAUUCAAUAAACUUAGACAUCCAACACAGAAGAAAGGUCUCAUACAACAAUGAUUUGGCUCAAAGUCUCGAAUUUCUUCGGUAUUUCUUUGACGGAUCCAAAACAGAAUCACAAAGGCAGCUUCAGAGGCAGUGUUGUAAGUUUUUAAGUGUUUUUUGUUGUGUUAUUGCUUUAGGUAUUGAUCUGAAUGCGUGGAAGUGGAAAUGAGGUUUUUGAAGGUUUAGCGAAGGUUGAUGUUGUAUUGCUCUGGUUUUUACAACUUAACUUAUUGUUUAAAAGACACUUUUUUUAAUAAAAAAUCUUGUUUUAGUUAUACUACAACUCACAGCAGAAUUGGCCGUAGUGUCAGCUCCGGUUCAAGAUGACAAUUCCAUGGUUCCUAUUCGGAAAUACAUUGCCUACAUUAUCAGAAAUCUGACUUGUGGUAAAUUUGAUGCAAAAAUGCUGUUGGUUAACAAUAUAGCAUUCAUGGAAUGCGUUGAUAGCUUCAUCAAGGGAUCUAUUUUAUUGAUCAAGGUGAGUUAAUGGUUUUUUUACUUUUUAAUUUUUUUAUUACAUAAGUGUUGUCUGCUAGAACAAAGAGUGUUUUUAAGUCUGAUAAAUGCACUAAUUUUCAAUAAUCUUUUUAUUAUAGCCAUGGUGUGACGUCCUCAUUAACAUGACCUAUUACCCUCAUUUACAACAACGUCCAUCUCAGACAAGUAUACGAGUUCUAUCAGAUCGAGUCAAUGUGAUAAUAGAUGCCAUUUUGAGAGUUAACAAUGAAAAACAACAUCCUUUGAAUCGACCAUCUUCACUCGGAUCAGUGUCUUCGAAUGGUUCGUCGAUAAAUUCAGAAGAAUAUGAUCGCGCGUUCACGGCGGCAUUCGCCGUUCUUUGGAACAUCUUAUUGUUGGCACCUGUCAAUCGACGAAGGAUUUGUUUAGACGAUAAGUUGAUGAAGAUUAUAUUGGACAAUACUACGCCGGAAAAGUGUCGAACGCCGCUUGGGCCGCCGGUUACUUCUGUUUUGGCUUUGAUCACGGGUAGGUUAAUAUAUUUUUGAUGGAUUAAAGGCAAUUUCUUAAGGGAAAUAGCGGUCAAAUUAUUAAGAACUUAAUUAUAAAUGUUGUUUUAAAUUAAAUUUUCUAAAAUCGGAUGAUUUAAGCUUGUAAUUUAAUUUAUCAUUUGGCUUUAGAGCCCCCAUACGUUCACAACUUUUCGUCUCGAGCUCUUCGUCGUAUAAAUGAAGUCAUUGCUCCAUUAAUUCAAGCCAAUCAAUCUAAAGACAUUCUCACCAACGCUCUAAAGUCAAUGUACUACUGCGUACAAUAUUCAACGGAACAUCAAGCUACUGUCUCCAUCUACCGCAAGUAUAUGGAACAAUUGGACCGUGAUUUGGUGGAAAUUGGUCGCCAAAUGGACAUGACUAGAGAUACCAGAAGCCAUUGGGUAUAUGCCUGCGAGUUUGUACAGAAACUAAAGCUAUACAGUCGAGAAUAUUGUGGCGCUUUGUCAAACUCAACCUCUUCUGUCGAUUCACAUCUCUUCGAUUCACCGUCACCGUCUUCAAGUGAGGAGAAUGUUGAUUUCACUCCACCAUCACCGGUGGAACGUAUAUUGCGUAGAAGCGAUUAUUCUGGGCCAGAAUGCUCAAGGAAGUACAAUGAGCAGUGUCUGUCAUCAACGCCGACUCGAGCUGGCAAAAUGCUUAGUGGUGCGAGGAAGAGAAGUUCAUCACCUAUGGAGUUUCAACGAAGGAAAGGGAUGAUUCAUCGCCAACCUAUGGGUACUAGAGUUUUGGGAGACAAACAGCCUAUCUUUAAUAGCCAAGAGGUUUAUGCUCAGCCUAAGAAACGGAUUAUAAAUGGGUAAGUUUAGUUUAUUAGCUUUUUUUUCGACUAAUUUCUUUAUUUGGCUUGAACGUAGUUUAAAACCUAAAAACUUCAAAAAAAAGGCUUAAACUUAAAAAAAAGGCUUAAAAUACAUUUAAAAGGCUACGAAAUAACUGAAACAUUAUUAGCUACGUUUAAUUACAAAUGGAAGUAAUAUUUUUAGCUAAAAAUAUUGACAACCUUAUUUUAGAUUCAUCCGCAACGAUUUAGUUCAAAACCAAUUUGACGUCUUUUCAUCGGCCGAAACCGCUUCUACUUCAAUAUCGAACAAUGAAAUGUGCGCGAGGAUGAGGCAUGCUCGUGUAAUGCACUUGUCAGAUUCUUCCAACAUUACCACGACUACUACAACAUCUCCAGACGACUCACCGUUGACUUUGUACGAGAAUCAGAGGUACUUGAUGAAAGGCUCUGGAUAUAGUGAUUAUAAUGAUGGAGAGUGAGUUUUUAUACUUGUUUUGUUGUUGGUUUAUCUUGUUGAUGAUAUGGGGAAGGUGUAGUAACUUUUUGUUAAAGUAGAGAGGGAUAGUAAUUUAAAUUUUUUUUCAAUUAAUUCUGGGCUACCUAUCAAAGCAAGUUUUUUGAUUUAGGAGCACAGAAUUAAAUUAUUUGUACAACCUAAUACAAGGGAAAAUGUCCUAAAAUUUAUUCAAAAACUUUGACUUUCGUCUUUCAGAACCAGCGACUCCGCUAUGGUCCACACCACCUCAAGUUCUUCGAAUGGAUCCUCAGGCAAGUCCAACUCAACCUUAGGCAACUCACAUCACAAUUCCACACUAAAAGCACCCCAAAUGGAAUUUAAUGACAAUGUAGGCUAUUAUGAAAAUGAAGAUGUAAUCAAAAGUGCGGCCGAAAACAAAGAAAACACUCCUGCCGAAGAGCUGGAUGCCACAAUCUUCAUGAACACAUCGGAACUGAGAAAUGACACUGAAGACUCACUGAACACCAGUAUGAUGGCAGAACGAGCAUCGCUUUGUCCAGCCUUAAGAUCAGUCAGCUCUUUCUCAGUCCAAUCCGAGGAAAUCUCACCGAAAAGCGAGUGUAAUAUCGUGGUGAAGGAGAGUGAUAUCGAAGACUCGCCAAGCCAAUGUGCUCAGAGGUUGUACGAGAUGGAAUUGUAAGUUAAUUGUGGCAUUAUGUUGGAGUUUAUCGCAAUAAAAUGAGGUUGAAUUUUAUAAAAGUUAUAAAAAGUUGGGAUUUGAAGUGAAAAACUGGAAGAAUUGGGGUUUUUAUAGUGAGACCAAAGAUGAUGGUUCAUGUAUUGAAAUAUAACCAAACAUUAUAAUGUUAUGUUAUAAGGACUGUGUAAAUGAACUUACUUUUUAAGUUUAAUGUUUGAAUAAUAACUUUUGGUUUAAAACCUAAUCUUUUGAAUUUUCAGGGCAAACACUCCAAAGUCGGUGCACACCGUAGCCACAAUCAGAAGAACCGACCAGUUUAUGGCGAUUCAAAGCUCGACUAUACAAACUGACAUUUAA
Messenger RNA from Bursaphelenchus okinawaensis, 3397 nucleotides. Lineage: Eukaryota; Metazoa; Nematoda; Chromadorea; Rhabditida; Aphelenchoididae. The record is from the annotation of a GenBank genome assembly.